GCUCAACAGGUCUAGAGUUUUGUGUGAAUUAAAGCAUUUUAUAGUUUAUUUAUUGAAAAAUAUAACUAGCUGGCUGCGAAACAGCAACAAACGACCAGAAUGAACCGCUAUGCGGUUAGCUCACUGGUCGGUCAAGGCUCUUAUGGUUGUGUUUACAAGGCGCGCCGCCGCGAAGAUGACAAAGUGGUGGCGAUUAAAGUUAUUUCCAAGCGGGGACGCACAAACCGCGAGCUGAAGAAUCUGCGUCGCGAGUGUGACAUACAGUCGCGUUUGAAAAAUCCCCAUAUCAUUGAAAUGAUAGAGUCCUUCGAGUCCAAGUUCGACAUGUUUGUAGUCACAGAGUUUGCGUUGAUCGACUUGCAUCGUUAUCUGCUCUUAAAUGGCGCCUUGGAGGAAAAGGAUGCACGUCGUGUGGUCAGUCAUUUGGUCUCUGCGCUUUAUUAUUUACACUCGAAUCGCAUAUUACAUCGUGAUCUGAAGCCACAGAAUGUUCUCUUGGAUAAAAACAUGCAUGCGAAGCUCUGUGAUUUUGGACUAGCACGCAACAUGACUCUGGGCACACAUGUGCUAACCUCCAUUACGGGCACACCGCUUUAUAUGGCGCCGGAGCUGCUCGCCCAGCAGCCGUACGAUCAUUUGGCGGAUCUGUGGUCUCUCGGUUGUAUCGCGUAUGAAAGUGUCACAGCACAACCGCCCUUCUGCGCCCCAUCCAUAAUGCAUUUAGCGAAGGUCAUCAAGCACGAUGAAGUCAAGUGGCCCAGUACUCUGAGCAGCGAUUGCCGUUCGUUUUUACAAGGGUUGCUCGAGAAGGAUCCUGGCAUGAGGAUGUCCUGGGCCCAACUGCUGUGCCAUCCCUUCGUUGACGGUUUGCUGCAUCUGCCUGAGGUAAAGGAAGCCCAAAACUCGCCAUUUAUUAAUCCCCAGGCUGCCAAGGAAACAAAGAAGCCAAAGAAGCACAGCCACAACUCGGCUAGUCACAGUGUAUCGGAUUUAAAGGAUUCCUUAGCUGCGCUUAAGCUCAACGAGAGGGCGGCUGUUCAGCUGAAUGACAACCUAUCAACGUCCCGCGACAGCAUCAAUGCCAUACCACCUAGCGAUAUUGAGCAGCUCGAAACGGAUAUUGAGGACAAUCGUGUAGUAGUGCCCUUUGCAGAUGUGUCAUUCAAGGAGGUGCCUAAAAAGGCGUUCGUGGACAAUGCAAUUCCAUUAAUUAAUUCGCAGACCUGUUUUGUCAGCGGCAAUAACAAUAUGAUACUUAAUUAUCAAAACGACAAUAUUGCGCCUGCAGAGUUAAAAACAGGAGAAACAGGAGCAGCAGCUGCAGUUGCUGCAGGGGCACCAGCAAUAGUAGCAGCAACAGCAGAAGAAAGCCCCACAAAGUCCAAACACAAAACUGGGGCAUACUCAAAACACUCGCGUAACAAAGAUCUGGAAAAGCGCAAGCUCAGUCAAAAUCUGGAAAAUUUCUCAGUCCGCCUGGGUCAAAAUAUUGAUCCGGAAGUGCAGCGUAAGACAACCGAUAUGCUGACACAACAGAAGGAGCUUAAUAGAAAACCCAAAGAGCACGCAACUGCACUCGUAACCGCAGCGGCACCCGCACCUGCACCUGCACCGGCACCCGCACCUGCAACUGCUGCCGCGCCUACAACUGCUGCCGCACCACUGAAGCAAUCGAUGCACUCCACCGAUGAGAAGCAGAGUAACGAUAAUACGCCGCCCUGUUUGCUGCCUGGUUGGGACUCAUGCGAUGAAUCUCAAAGCCCGCCUAUUGAGAAUGACGAGUGGCUGGCAUUCUUACAUCGUUCCAUACAGGAAGUGAUCGAUGGCGAGUUUGAUUCACUUAAGCAGCACAAUCUGGUAAGCAUUAUUGUGGCGCCUUUGCGCAACUCCAAGGCCAUACCCAAGGUAUUAUUGAGUGUUGCUCAGCUGCUCUCACUUCCCUUUGUACUCGCUGAGCCGAAUACACUGGAUGCCAUCAAGAAAGUGUAUAUUGAUGUAAAGCUGGUACCGAAUCUGAUGUAUGCCUGCAAACUGCUUGUCUCGCAGCGUCAAAUGAACGAUUCGGCCGCCUCGCUUCCCGCAAGCCAGUCGUUCUCUCUGCCUACGCAACAUUCACAACAGCGUCCACUUCGGACAAUCGCUGAGCUGAACGCGGAGGAGGUGACCACAGCUUGUAGUCUCUAUGAACUGGUCUGCCAUCUGGCGCAUCAUCAACAGCAGUUUCUGGCACAAUUUUGCGAUGCUCUAGCCAUACUGGCUGUCAACGAAAUGUUUGUUAGCUUCUUGACGCAUGACUUAAGGCAGAGCGCCGCCGUUCGUCUGUCGAAUUCCGUGCUGGCUCUAUUCAGCUGUGUGCUGCGCGACCUGCCCGAGAAUGCCGAACUGGUGGAGCGCAUCAUAUUCCAAACCCGCGUGCGCUUCCCAUCGUUGCUUCAGAGUCAUCAUGAAUUGUUGCGCAUGCGUGCCUGUAUGCUGUUGCGUCUUUUGACGCGGUUCAGUCUGCGUGGUGUGCAAGGUAUCUGGUGUGCUGAGCUCAAGCACGCACUGGAGACAAUGGCCGCCGAGGAGACUGGAGAGGCAGAGGCGUUGCGUGCUGAAGCCUCGCAAACUCUCGAAGAGCUGAGUCAGUUCAGUUUCUUUGCGGGCUAAGAUCCCAGAAUAUGUGAAUUAUAGUUUUAAGUAAAAAAUGAAAUAACUUAGUUACCACUCGGAGAUGCGAUUCCUGGCAAAAUACUCUAACAUACUACUCUUAAAAAAGCAGCAUUUUAUUAUUUGACAAAAAUGAUUUUAUAAUACUCGAAAACUUCAAUACUUAAAAGAAUAAAUUUUCUACAAGAUGGCAAUGAAUUCCUGAAAAAAUACUACUCUGAACCCAAAGCAAAGAACAAUUUCGAACCGUUUUACACGAGUAAUUCCAUAAUGUUGGCCAAAUAUUAAAGAUAAACAGACAUGGGUAUUCGAUGCAUAAACAAUGUCCGCCUGUCUGUCCUUUUUCUCCGAGCUACACAAGCAAAUCGGCCCUUAAUUUGUUUAUUAUGCUUCCCUAUUUACUUCCACAGUUCUUUAAUCAGUUUUAUUAUCCACCCUAAAAAAAUCUAUUUCAAUCUGACGAUUCCUAGAGUGUUCUGGAUUCUUACAAUUUAUUAUUAUUCUAUUGUCUUUAGUUAUAUUGCUAUUUUCAUGCAACACAAUGCUUCUUGCUUUUAUUAUAAUUAAUAGGCUAACCCAUUUAGCUGUGGCAGGACAGACUGGUUCGAGAAUGACUUCUUUUUAUGAAAACCCAACUGCAGGGUGCAGGGUACUCCCAUAUCGGACAUUCCCGAUAAUAAAAGCUGAUGUAGAUUCUCUUCGAGAUAUUGAAGAAGUUUCGAUGCAAUGCAAUUCCCAUGCCAUUGUCAUUUAUUCCUAAAACUAUAUCGGUACUAUAUCUCGAAUGAAUUAAUGUACUCGUGUAAAAUUUCUGAAGUCAAUCAAAGCUGAUGUGUUCCCUCAAAGGUUUUCAGA
Messenger RNA from Scaptodrosophila lebanonensis, 3504 nucleotides. RefSeq names its product serine/threonine-protein kinase fused (gene fu). Gene Ontology annotation, molecular function: protein kinase activity; ATP binding. Gene Ontology annotation, biological process: protein phosphorylation. The transcript is spliced from 6 exons. Bases 100 to 2649 code for a protein of 849 amino acids. The record is from RefSeq and is a predicted model, not a curated record. Gene Ontology annotation, cellular component: cytoplasm. Lineage: Eukaryota; Metazoa; Arthropoda; Insecta; Diptera; Drosophilidae.